Molecule: messenger RNA, 1251 nt
Organism: Acanthosepion pharaonis
Lineage: Eukaryota; Metazoa; Mollusca; Cephalopoda; Sepiida; Sepiidae
Source: the annotation of a GenBank genome assembly
AUGCGCGUUUGUAGUCAGUCUACUAAUAUAGAAAGAAGCAAUUUUCUUUACUUACCUGAGCUAAAAAACGUCUCUUUUGCUCAGCGCUCUAUAUUUUCUUUCUUUUUGUCUGUCUGUUUUUCUUUCUUUCUUUCUUUCUUUCUUUUGCCCCAGACAAGUUGUUUGUUUAUUUUUUCUUUUCUUUUAAAGUACUUUGCAACGCCCCCCCCCUCUCUCUCUCUCUCUCUCUCUCUCAUCAUUGCUCGCAUUACUCACACUUGUUCUUUAUCUCCCCACCUACUUUACUCUUCAUACCUUUCUUUUUCAUUGCAUUUAUAUCUUUUUGUCACUUUAUCCGCCACACAUGAAUUCUUUUGUGCACCUCUGUGUCGAAAAAGAAAAAAAGAAAACAGUGAAGAUUAUCCUCAGAAAGAAAAGGAAUUUCUUUCUGAGGAUAAUUUUCACUGUUUUCUUUCUUCGUUUCUUCAAUACUUGCUCUUUCUUUCUCUCUUCUUUUUAUCUUUAUUUAUUUCUUCCUUCUUUUCUUGCUUUUUUUCUUCUUUUUUCUUUUUCUCACUUUAUUCCCUCCUUUCUUCAUUCUCUUGUUUCAUUCAUUCAUUCUUUCUCUCUCACUUCUUUUCCUUCUUUCUUUUUUCUUUCUCAAUUCCUUUCCUUUUUUUUCUUUCUCGCAUUUGUUCUUUUGCACUUCAUUCGCUUUUUUCUUUUACUUCUUUCAUCAUUUCAUUUUUCUCACUCCAUUUCCUUUUUUUCAUCUUCCUUCAUUCACGUCUUUCUUUCUUUCCCUCUUUCUUUCUUAUUUCAUUCCUUUCUUUCUUUCUCACCCAUUCAACUCCUUUGCGUCUCUCGCUUUUUCGCUUAUCAUUUCCUUCCCUCUUUCAGUCCCCUAUCUCUCCAACCCAUCCCAACUUCCUUGAAACUCUUGUCUCAUCCUUCCUCUUUCUUCUCUUCCCUUUCUUUUCCUCUCUUUCUUCUCCUCCUCCCCCUUCUUCUUCUUCUCCUCCUCCUCCCUUUCUUCUCCUCCCCCCUUCUUCUUCUUCUUCUCCUCCUCCUCCCUUUCUUCUCUCCCCUUCUUCUUCUUCUCCUCCUCCUCCCUUUCUUCUCCUCCCCUUCUUCUUCUCCUCCUCCCUUUCUUCUCCUCCCCCUUCUUCUUCUCCUCCUCCCUUUCUUCUCCUCCCCCUUCUUCUUCACUUCCCUUUCUUCUUCUCCUAUUCUCCUCCUCUCUUUUUUUCUCCUCCUCCUCUGUGCCAUUAA